ACUUGAAAUAGCGUGACAAUUUGGUUAAAUAUCGUUUAAUAAUGCCCGAAGAAAAUAAACCAAUAAAAGUUAAAAUUAUUAGCAUGGGAGAUGAAGACACGGGGAAGACCUGUCUGAUCAAACGGUUUUGUGAGAAACGUUUUGUUUCCAAGUACUUACCAACGAUCGGUAUAGACUAUGGUGUAUUCAGAACCAAGGUAGGAAACAAUGAGCUACGCGUUGAUAUAUUUGACAUGUCUGGAAAUCCUUCAUUUUACGAUAUUCGAAAUGAAUUCUAUAAAGAUACAAAUGGUGCUAUUUUGACUUUUGACGUAACAAACAGAAAAACUUUCGAAAAUCUGAUUCGGUGGGUUCAUGAAUUGCAUUUCGAAUCCGGUGAAGCUAAUUCGGUUUCAUCUCCAGUCAUAAUUCUUUGUGGUAACAAGACUUUAUUUGAAAGUAUUAUUAAUCCAGAAAUCUAUCAAUCUUAUAUACCAAAUCAUGUUCAUUUUCAUCAAAAUUCAAAUAAUCCUACAUAUCAAGAAAUGAAUUCUAUACUUCAUAAUUCAACAAUGAAUAUUCCAAAAUCUAAUUCAAAAUUGAAUCAUUCAUUUAAACAAUUCAAUAUGUCUUCUUCACCAUCAUCAACCGCUUCAUUUAAAACAAAUCAAAAUGAACCAUGUAAAAUGACAUAUCAAAAUCUUUUAGAAAUAAAUCGUAUUAAAAAUGCUAAAAAUAAUUAUGAACGAUUAGGGAUUAGUAUGACAGCUAGUAGCGAAGAAAUUCAAAAAGCAUUUCGUCGUUUAGCCUUUAUUGUACAUCCUGAUAAAAAUAAUACUCCAGGCAGUGAAGAAGCUUUCAAAAUAUUGGUAAAAGCAAAAGAUUCUUUACUUUCAUUAUCAAAUGGAUCCAGUUGGUUCAGUUCUAAAGUUUAAUUGUAGCGAAUGUUUUGUUUUCUUCAUAAUAAUUUGUUAUUAUUGACAUUUCAUAAACUGUGAUACUUCUUGUGAAUGACAUCCUUUCUAUGAAUUAUAUGUAGGUUUGAUUAUUUUGAUAUAAAAUAUUAACUACUUGUAAGUAGGACAAUUUAUUUUGCUAAAUAUUUUCACCAUGAUUUAUGUACUUAUUAUGAAUGAAGUCUAUUUGUACACUGAAUAUCAACA
Schistosoma bovis is the source of this 1142-nucleotide messenger RNA. The record is from the annotation of a GenBank genome assembly. Lineage: Eukaryota; Metazoa; Platyhelminthes; Trematoda; Strigeidida; Schistosomatidae.